UAAAAUAUGUACUUUACGCAUGGUAGUAAAAAAAUAUUAUUUUUGAAUACUUUGAUACAUUUUCUUUCUCAUUUUUUUCACCUUCGCAUUGAGUUCUUCAAAAGUAUAAUGGGUUGCCUAAUCAAUUGUGAAUCCUCAAUUAUUCUUAUUUAAAUACCGGUUUAUGCUGUGUAAACGAAUUCUAUCCCAUAUGAUCCAUUAAAAAAAUAGUACAGAGUGAUAACCUUUAAAUGUCACCAAAAGUAUAAAAAUAAGAUAAGUACUUUAAAAAAAUGGCUAACGUUUACAAGUACCUUAAUAAAUUACCCUCACAUAUUAGGUCAAUUUCAACAACUGGUACCAAAAAUGAUGCUUGGUUAUCUAAGAUUUUCGUGAGAAAAAUAGAGCCAACAAAGGAAUCCCAUAGUCGUAUGUUAAGUGAUAAAGAAAUCAUUUACUCAUUGCAAACUCAUAAUUAUAGGCCAGACUCCAAAGUUGCUUAUUUACAAAAUGUAAAAAAUACCUUGGACUUUAUAAAAGCACAAGAUUCAUUAGAAAAAGACGUUGAAUUAGUCGGAUCAUGGACAGUAAAUGUUGGAGAUCAAGAUCAAGCUCUCCAUCUUUGGAAAUUUACUGGUGGUUAUGAAAAAAUUGAUGAGUAUAAUGAGUUUGUAGGAAAUAAUAAGGACUUCCAACAACUUAUCGAAGAACAAGGAAAAAUCGUAAGAUCACGUCACUUACAAUAUCUCUUAGCGUUCAGCUAUUGGCCUCAAAUAUUAGCGAGACAACCGAAAAAUAUAUACGAAAUCAGAAGUUAUGCUUUGAAACCUGGUACUAUGAUAGAAUGGGGUAAUAAUUGGGCUAGGGCGAUUAAUUACAGACAGAACAACGAUGAAGCUUUUGCUGGAUUUUUCUCUCAAAUUGGAAGACUUUAUAAUGUUCAUCAUAUAUGGUGUUACAAUAACUUGAAUGGCAGGAAGGAAACGAGAGAAAGCGCCUGGAGAUCACCUGGUUGGGACGAAUGUGUCGCAUAUACUGUACCGCUAAUUAGAGAAAUGCAUUGCCGUGUUAUGGUUCCCACAGAAUUCUCGCCCACUCAAUAAUCCCUAGAAAAGUCAAUCACACAGUCGUUCGGUUUAUAUCGGUUUCGUUGCGCUGGCAUUUAAACUAAAAAUAUAAUCCCGGUUAAACAAAUGCAGG
Psylliodes chrysocephalus is the source of this 1179-nucleotide messenger RNA. The record is from the annotation of a GenBank genome assembly. NCBI's taxonomy places the organism in Eukaryota, Metazoa, Arthropoda, Insecta, Coleoptera, Chrysomelidae.